Molecule: messenger RNA, 702 nt
Organism: Perkinsus marinus ATCC 50983
Lineage: Eukaryota; Perkinsozoa; Perkinsida; Perkinsidae
Exons: 6
Coding region: 22-702 (226 amino acids)
Source: RefSeq, a predicted model, not a curated record
AGAAGUUGGAACUUUUGCCGUAUGUCUCUCGGUUGGUUAACGGAAUCAUCGUUGAUCCCCAAGAAGGCCGAGAGAGUUGAUCUCUCGAAAGCCUAUGGGGGAUCUGCUAAACAUGAUAUCAACGUACUCAAGGCUAUGAUCGACGAUGGAGAGUCGGAUGCGACUGAACGCAAGAGGAAACAUGAGAGUGGUAGAGUACGGCCCUUGAAAAAGGAGAGUAGAUUAGCCCGACCUCAUAGAAGUGAUAAUAAUGAUGAUGGAGAUCGGAGUGAAGAUGCUGUGAGGAAGAAGCUCGAGGAGAAGGCGAGCUUGUAUGAGCAGUUGAUGCGGUCAGCCGCAGAAGGUGGUGAUGAUGAUGCUGUUGGUGGCGGUAGACUGGUUAAUUUCGGCAAUAAAGUGAAGCAGAUGGAGAUAUGGCAGGAUGAGGAGGCGGAGAGAUCUACAUCGUCAUCGAAAGAGGAGGACUGUGAGGUGAAGGGGAUGGAUGGCGGAGUACGGCAAGUAUUUGAGAGGACGUACAAUCCAGAGGAUAGGGAUGCGGCUGAUGCAUUCCACGCUGAGGCAGAAGCUGCACAAGCACGAUUGAAGAGAGAUGAAGAAUUUCCCCGAGCGAUGGGCCGUCGAGAAGCGAUGAAGCAGCGAUUGGCGGCAGCUAGAAAACGUCGGAAAGUUGACGAAAAAGACGAUGAUAAAAAUAACUGA